Molecule: messenger RNA, 522 nt
Organism: Medioppia subpectinata
Lineage: Eukaryota; Metazoa; Arthropoda; Arachnida; Sarcoptiformes; Oppiidae
Source: the annotation of a GenBank genome assembly
CUAAACAUUAUGCGGCUUUUGGCAAAUCUUUCAAUGAUUGCAAAUAAGCGACAAAUGUUGCCAUCGUUUGUGGCCAACACUUCCGCAAUCACCGCAAAUACGAGUCUUCACAACACUAUUGAUGAAUUCAAUGACAAUAAACUGAAGCCAAACUAUGGCAUGAAAUUAGCCGAUCUGUCGGUCCGUAACAACAACUCAGUGCCGCUGCCGACGACUGAGGACUCGAGCGCACCCCUACUCGAGGGCACUGACAGCGCGCCCAACGCUUUCCCACCCGAAACUGGCCAACACUCGGAGACAUAUUAUCCAAUACAAACGUUUGAUAGGUCAUGGGAGGCCCGGUAUACGGGCGAAGGGCGCAAGAGUGUCAAAAUGACAUUUCAGGGACGAGUGUAUAAUUUUCUCGAGAGGCCCACCGGUUGGCGAUUUUUGGUGGUUUUGGUUUGUCUGAUAUUCAGUGUCUUAUCAACUAUUGAACAGUACUCUAACUUUGCGAUGGGAACCCUAUUCUGGAUGAAUUAA